GAUGUGAGAACCAAGUAAAUCGUAACACAAUGGAGAACGUCGCGGAAUGUGAGGAGUGCGAGUGUCGGAACGGCGCCACGCUCGACGUGCUGAAGGAGGUGCAGCGAGCGUAUGAAGACCGGCUGCAGCUGCUCGAGAGGGUCGGGGGAGCGGACAAACUGCAGAUGCAGGCGCGAGUGUUGCGGUCGUGGGUGAGCGACCUGGUGGCGCAGAACGCGCUCCUGGUGCGCGCCGUGGAGGAGUUAGAGCGAGAAACCACGAGUCGGGCCGAGGCCGAGCGGCGGAGGCACGCGGAGGUAAGAGUGUGGGGGAGCCACUGCUGCUUCAGAACUUGCCCGUCGCGCUUCCAACUCGCCAGCCUUCCGCAGAUAGAGUGCGAGCUGCGCGCCGAGCGUGCGGUGCUGCGGCGGCGGCUCGCGCGCAAGGACGCGGACCUGCGCGGUCUCAUCGAGGUGCUGCGCCGGCUCCGGGAGCUAGAUCUCUGCACACUCGACGGGAUACACUUCUUCGAGGUCACGCACAGCGAUAUCUUCGGCGACGAUGGGUGGCUGUCGCUACGGAAGGGCGACGGGGGCGGCCACUCGGGCUCCGGCGACGACCUGGCGAGCGGCUCGCUGAAGUUCACGCUCUGCAGGAUAGGGAACUACAAUGGCAUGGAAAAAAAGAAUAUGAACCUUGAGUUGUCAUUAGUCAACGAAUCGCUACAGAACGACGUAACUGCGAAAGACAGGGAGAUGAACAGUUUGAAGAAGGAUAUGCAGCAAUACGAACAGUCGUUGGCAAGGGUGAGGUGCGACGGGAAGCCCAAUGUUCAAAUGAAAGAUGCCGAGGUGAUGGCUGGCAUGUGCUGCACGGGAGCCGAGUGCGGCGACCUGGUGCCGGUGCAGGACCUGGCGGAGCGGCUGCGCGAGGAGGCCGGCAAGUACCGCGACCGCAUCCGCAACAUGGAGAUCAGCCUCCAGUCGAGCGGCGUGAAGCUGCGCGCCGUGCACAAGCUCAACCUCGGGCUGAUCGAGGAGCUGAGCUCGCUGCGCCGGCUGGUCGUGGCCAUCGACGUGGAGCGCCGCGACGCCCGGGUCAAGCUCGAUCUGCAGAGGACCAUCGUGAAGCAGAUGGUGCGACAGCUGCGCCAGGCCAAGGCUCAGUUGAAGAAGAAAGAGCUCGACUACUCCAUCAAGUCCGACUUCGUGAGCGGGGACAACUGCGGGCGGCCGCCGUCGCGCGCCUCGCUCCCGCUGCCCGCGCCCGGCGCCCGGCCGCCGCGCCCGCGGCGCCGCGACGUCCCCCCGCCCCCGCCCCCGCCGCCCCACCCCCUCACCGACCUGCUCGACUCCAGCGGGGACUUUCGCCCCUUUCACGAGGACGUGCAGCUGUCACGAAAGUCUAACUAG
Messenger RNA from Cydia fagiglandana, 1391 nucleotides. RefSeq lists its product as uncharacterized. NCBI's taxonomy places the organism in Eukaryota, Metazoa, Arthropoda, Insecta, Lepidoptera, Tortricidae. The coding region runs from base 30 to 1391 and encodes 453 amino acids. The transcript has 12 exons. The record is from RefSeq and is a predicted model, not a curated record.